AGUGAUAGAGCAGGGAACCAGCCCAGCCCAGCCCAAAACCCUUUCCUCCGCCACCGCCUCCGUUCUCAGUCGAUGCGGCGGCUACCACUACGACUCCUGCGCUCCGCCGCCUCCUUCUACCCCUUCCGCGGCCCCGCCAUAUCCCGCGGCGGCUGGAUCGCCCCUCCUUUACCGCAUCCGGCGGCGGCUGCCGCGCCGGCUGGCCUCCCCCUGUGGCCGCCGCGGAGGGGUUACUCCCAGUUUGCGAGCGGAUUCACCCCCCUGCAGCCUAAGUCCCUGCCUCCUUUCGUGUUAAACAUUGAGGAGAUCCCCUCUGAUGGACGUCGUAGAUAAGCAUCAAAAUUUGAUAUUCUGCUGUGUAUGCUUGUAUCAUUUGGGAAGAGGCCAUAUAGGUGCAUGUAUGAAAGCAAAGCUUUACCAUUUCUUGGAACAACGAUCAGCUACAUGCUACCACUUUGUUAUUCCUUUAUGGAGGGGAAGUGGAUACACCACUAUGCUUAUGCAAGUCCAGAUGCCAUACAUGAUCUUCACAGGACUUAAAGACUAUAAAGCAAGAGGCACUCGAGCAAGCCUUUACUAUACAGUCACUCAUUAUACAGAGUUCGCAGAGACCAAGGACAUGGUGCUUAUCCGUGGAGAUGUUUUCACCAGCAAACUAACUGAUUCAGAGGCAAAGUGUCUUCUAGAGACCGCUCACUCGUUCUACCUGAACGAUGUGAGGUACAAACUUGUAGAACGCUUCAACAAAGUGACACACGAGUUUGAGUUCAAAGAUGUCUUUCAAGUGCUUGACAUGCCAACCAUGUGACCAAGUUUUUUUCCCAACGGCCAAUAUUCCUGGAGCACAUUGCUUUCUUGUAGUGUCAUGAUCAUCAAAGUAAGUAAGAUCAAGGCACUGGAUGUCACUCCUGACUUCACUGACCCAUCAUUCCGUGUGGGUUUUGUCGCAUGGAUGAUGUCAUCAGAAGAUUUUGGGGUUGCUCUAAGCAGACGUGGUGACACACGAGUUGAGUUCAAAGAUGUCUUUCAAGUGCUUGACAUGCCAACUAUGUGACCAAGUUUAAUUCCCAACGGCCAAUAUUCCUGGAGCACAUUGCUUUCUUGUAGUGUCAUGAUCAUCAAAGUAAGUAAAAUCAAGGCACUGGAUGUCACUCCUGACUUCACUGACCGAUCAUUCCGUGUGGGUUUUGUCGCAUGGAUGAUGUCAUCAGAAGAUUUUGGGGGUUGCUCUAAGCAGACGUGGUGACCCGCGAGUUGAGUUCAAAGAUGUCUUUCAAGUGCUUGACAUGCCAACCAUGUGACCAAGUUUAAUUCCCAACGGCCAAUAUUCCUGGAGCACAUUGCUCUCUUGUAGUGUCAUGAUCAUCAAAGUAGUAAAAUCAAGGCACUGGAUGUCACUCCUGACUUCACUGACCGAUCAUUCCGUGUGGGUUUUGUCGCAUGGAUGUCAUCAGAAGAUUUUGGGGGUUGCUCUAAGCAGACGUGGACGUAAAGCGCUGGGAGAAAUUCCCCAGCAAUUUUCUGAAGUCUCUUUCUAGCCUUUUAGAUCCUUGUUGGCAUUUGCCUUGUAUGGAUAUAUGGAUCUUUAAUAAUUUGGUGGCAAAUGAAAAGGCCGGACGUGAUUUGACGUU
Phragmites australis (common reed) is the source of this 1631-nucleotide messenger RNA. RefSeq lists its product as uncharacterized. Bases 317 to 808 code for a protein of 163 amino acids. Gene Ontology annotation, biological process: mitochondrial proton-transporting ATP synthase complex assembly. The transcript is spliced from 4 exons. Lineage: Eukaryota; Viridiplantae; Streptophyta; Magnoliopsida; Poales; Poaceae. Gene Ontology annotation, cellular component: mitochondrion. The record is from RefSeq and is a predicted model, not a curated record.